Molecule: messenger RNA, 1113 nt
Organism: Humulus lupulus (European hop)
Lineage: Eukaryota; Viridiplantae; Streptophyta; Magnoliopsida; Rosales; Cannabaceae
Product: protein CURVATURE THYLAKOID 1D, chloroplastic-like
Exons: 5
Coding region: 127-768 (213 amino acids)
Cellular component (GO): chloroplast thylakoid membrane; thylakoid
Source: RefSeq, a predicted model, not a curated record
CCCACGUCUCAAAUAUUCUAGAAACUAUAUACUUUUCUCUUUCUUUUUCUCCUCGUUCUCGUCGUUUUCGUUUCCCCUCUUCAUCAGCGGCUGACCUAGCUAUAGCCACCCUUCCUCUACCGAAAUAUGGAGCUUUGUACGGCUCAAUCCAUGCUUAACAAUAAGCUUUCUAGUCACCAUCACCCUCUGGUGCUUCUCUUCCAAAACCCCAAUCACCUCCUCCAUUCAAACUCAAAGCCUUCCCUCAUCCCUCAUCGGCGAUCCCCACUCGCUCCCCUCACUGGUGCACUCCAAUCUCGAUUGCUCUUUGUUUCAAAGUCAUUGUCAAGAGAAACAUCAGAAGAAGUAUCUAGUGGAGCAAAUCAGUAUUUUGGCGAAAAACGUGAAGAUGUGAUUAGUUUGGGAGAUGUUCCAUUAGUAGAAAAGAAAGUCGAUGAUGAUGAUGAUGAUUUUACAACUAAAGUUCCAGAAGAACAGUUAUCUGAUGGGCCAACGCCAAUUUUCGAGUUCCUGGAUAAUAUCAAUUUUGAAUCCGAAGACACAUACUCUUUCUUACUUUUUGGUGGCGGGGCCUUGCUUACCCUGUGGCUAGCAUCAGCUGUUGUUGGAGCAAUUGAUUCUAUCCCGGUGUUCCCCAAAUUGUUGGAGAUUGUUGGUCUUGGCUAUACAGUUUGGUUCGCAUCUCGCUAUCUGAUAUUCAAGAAAAGAAGGGAGGAGUUAGUUGCUAAGAUUGAAGAGCUAAAGGAGGAAGUUCUUGGAUCAAAAUGAUAUGAUUGAUUAGGGUAAAUGCCUUUAGCUAAAAUAAUUGUAGAGUUUGACUUGUUGCAAUGUAUAUCAUAUGGAUAAGUUUUUUCUUAGAUUUAUAAUCUUCCUUUAGUAAAGAAAAUUGAAGGAACGGAAAUAGAUAAAGUAGGGGAGGAAAUCGCCAUGCAGGAUCCAUAUUCUGUUUUGCGUAAAGUGCUUAUUCAAUCUUAGUGCCGUUUAUCAAUAUAUGUUGGAGUCACCCUCUUCAAAUCCGUGCCUUUUUCUUUGGUCGUUUUUUGACUCGUUGAAUAUUGUUUGUAUAACCUUUUAAAAGAAAUUGUUUGUAUAAAAAAAAAGGCGUUACAGUCU